AUGGCAACCUCUGUAUCUUCCUCAGCCCCUUUGGCAGAGCUUUUGCUCACCGCCGAAGUCAAAAAGUUUCUCGAAGUUUGGCGAGCGGAAUGGAACAUGUUGGCGGAAAGCGACUACUUGGUCCGUCGCAAGAACCUCGAUGACUUGGCUUGGAAGCUCCAGAGGCAUCUUAUUGCCAUGUUUCCUUACCUGCAGGGAGGACUGACUGAUGUAGAGGACGCUAUUGUAGUUGUCUGGAAGUACUUUGAUCCGGACGGAAAGCUACUUGAGGUCAGUGCCGAGGAGCAGGCGGCACUGCCUAAGCUCAACUCAUUUCCGUGGAGCCAUUGGACGGACUGGGGGACCUUCCUUCAAGAAGAAAAGGCUGCGAUUAUCAAUGCCAUGCCGGAGUGUUGGGAGAAGUACAAGGCGGACAAGGUUGCAAAGGGUGAGGAGCUAACUAUAGAUGACCAGCGACCGUGUCCGGAGGAUGGCACAGAUGCUCGAUGGCUGGGACACUUGAGCCGGACACGCUCCCGGAUGUGGGCAGCGAUGUCUAAGGACGAGAAGGCCAAGUACAAGAAAGUGGCUGAGGAUUGGAACCGGAACAGUGCCCCCCGACGGAUUCAGAAAUAUGCUUCCCAGAAAUGGUUUUCGGAAUACAUGCGGCGGCAUAAACUCUUUUGUCUUUGUCAGUUCGGAGCAGAGAUGGUGACGUGGGCCGGAUGGGUGAACAAUGAGGGUGUUUGCAGGGUUGCGCACUGUGGGCAAGCAUACGGUGGUGAUCCGCACUCAUUCCAUCGUCGCGAUCCGGUGGCCUUCGAUACCGACCGGAAGAGGUGCAGGAAAGGUGAAGUGCCUUGGCCCAAACGGUUCGUGUGGCAUGUCGAACAGCGUUUCCUGGAUGCCAAGUCAACUCGCGCGUCCGACCGUGUGGAGCUCGAUCUUACAGAGAAAGGGUAUCCGAAGCUGCCGGAUAACUGUCUUUCAAUGAAGCACGUCCUCACCAAGGAUAUGAUGCGUGCGUUCUUGGAGAUCAUUUAUGUUCUUGACACCGGAUCGACAAAGCCAGUCCCCUGGAAGAGCCUCACCCCAGUCAUCCAGUCCGAUGGUAUACUUGCACCACUGCCUUACCACCUGCAUCGGCCACUGCCGGAUGGAUUGAUUCUUCGCGAUCCGAGCAAGAUGAACAUCUCCGACAUUCGGACCAUCUUUGGCGAAUGGCUGAAGCACCAGGGUGAUGAGGAGGAUCCAAUUCACUUCACCCGUCCUCUUUCUUCAGGAUCAACCCCCACCCCCACUACAUCAUCUGCUCCGGCUCAGGUUGCCCCUUCUUCUCACUCUACCACCACACCUGUUAACUCCACUGCGGCGGUGACUCAGGAUGCACCAUCUGGAAGUCGCAGCUCCGACACUAGCCCCUCUUCUGAGGAUUCUCCCUCUGCUGAGACUGCCCAGUCCGCUGCUGAGACAACAUUACCCGUUGCCGAGCCGGUUGGUGCACCAUCGGCCACUAGCCCGUUGUUAGACACCCAGGCAGAAUCUGCCUCAGGACGACUGUGGCCAUCCGACCCGAGCCAGCUGACUAGCCAGCCAGAGGUGUCGGAUGCCAACAAGGAGAACUGUCACGGAGAGGGGCCGGAUAGAAGCAAAGAGAAUCCUGCAGUUGAGGCUCCAGGUGUUCAAACACGGAAGAGACGGCAUGACGUAGUGACGGAACCCAGGAAGACUUGCAAGAUCGGCGGACACGACAACUCACCUAGAGCUAGCCGCCGAAUUAAGGGGCUUCAACCAGGGGGUGCCAAGCGAGACGGCCUUAGAAAGAACGUCGGAAGGCCGGAUCGUCGUCGUAACUGA
This is a messenger RNA of Coniophora puteana RWD-64-598 SS2, 1836 nucleotides long. RefSeq lists its product as uncharacterized. NCBI's taxonomy places the organism in Eukaryota, Fungi, Basidiomycota, Agaricomycetes, Boletales, Coniophoraceae. The coding region runs from base 1 to 1836 and encodes 611 amino acids. The transcript is spliced from 6 exons. The record is from RefSeq and is a predicted model, not a curated record.